GUUCUGCUAUGCGAAGUACUUUUUCCUUAUGAAUGUGUAUCAUGUGCCACUUUGGUGAAGGACCGAUCUGCCAGUAAUCCUCAAGUGGACGCUGACUGAUAUAGAAUGUUAUAACAACAUGUUACUUUUAUUCACAUCCUCUGUGACCUCAUAGUAGCUGCAGCUAUCGAAUGACUGAAUCUUACGUCACUUCUAAGAACUUCUUCUAAUUUCCAGUCCCACGAACCCAUCCAAGUAUACUUCUCCGCGAAUCACUUUCAAUGAUAUUCCGUUCGUUGACGAAAGCAAGAAGAAACUGAUAUUAUCAGUUGUUUCACCACAUAGUGACCGAGCUGAAGUCGUACGUCACAUCUGCAGCGUCAUGUUCGCUCUACCACAAGGUCGUCAAGACGCUAACCCCUACUACGUGCCAUCGGAGUACAGACAGACGGAGAAGAACGGAAAAUAUCAAGCGAAGGGAGGUGUGGACGAUCAACAGGUGAGGCGAAGCUUAGAGGAUGAUGCGAAGGAAGGUAGUAGUGAUGCUGUAAAAACAGUUGUAGAAAAACAGGAAAAAGAUACUACUGGGAGAAGUCGGGAGCUGGCGACUACUCCAUCAAAAGGUCGGGGGACGUCGGACGAGAAUAACGUCGAUUCUUCAGCUAUGAGAUCAUCAGAGGACGAUGAGAAGCUCUUCCAAGAGAGGGACGAGACAGCCUUGUACGAGUACGCGAACUUGCGUACCUUGGAUGGAAGAGGGGAGAAAGGACGGAACAAGGAUCAUGCCCUUUCUUCAGUCGAUGCAGAUGAUUAUGUCGAAGGCCCUGGUGAAGGUGAUGAAGACGUAGCAGACAUCAAAGCAGACAAAGGAAAAAGAAAGAUCACCAGGAGUGCGCUGAUUUCGAGCGACACUAAUGCGUGGAAGAAGGGUGAUGUACUUGAGGGAUAUUCAUCGCAAGAAGAAGAUUUCUUCACAGUAGGACGCGCAGUCGGUGGCUAUCUUUUAGCUGGAGCAAGGAGCAGUGGCGCGAGCAGUCAGUUCUUACCCUUUGGCUUGGGUAAUUUGUUCGCAGCGGUGGGAGAUAAAUUGGCUUCUGCCGUUCAUAGUAUCUCAGCACGCUUGUUGAUGUCAAGAACUGGUAAUGACGAAGUCCAAGAAGAAGAGAAAGACCUCAAUGUUGACCAAGACGAAGGUGAAGACGAGAACAGAAGACUAUCCUCCUCAAAAGGGGCUCAACAUCUAGGGCAGCGAACGCUGGAGAACACGCGAGGACAGGACAUCGCUGACGCAGUAGAGUGGGCAUCAACAGACCACAGUACAGAUCACAACACUCUACUACAGCAACCAGGGUCGUCAACAUCUUCGUCUUCACAGUCUGGAAAUUUAGUACCAUCUCCGACUUCCUCCUUCUGGCAACAAUCUUCUCACUCUAGCACAGCAGACCAACAAAAUCAAGUGGAAAUUCCAUCAAGCGGCACGGAUUUUACAGACCUAGAGCGUGGGAAAUUGAUAAAACACCUUUCCGAUGGGGCCGACGACUGGACAGAUCCCAAUGGGAGUGUCCAAUACAUCGUAUACCUGAUUCCACCACACGACGAGGAUGCGAUUGACUCUCCUACGACGACUGGUCGUGGCAAGAGGGACGAGACGUCUGACCAUGCUAAAGAUUAUGUCUGAUGAAUCAUGUACUACUUCUAAACAAAGUGAAGGUUCUGCAUGAGCAAGUUCCAUUAUAACUACGUUAGAAGUUGCCUUUUUCCUCUGUUUUUCCCUAUCCGCCCUCUAAAAACUAGGUACAAAAGCAUCCAGCACCGCCUCCGACGCUGGUCAUAAAGACACAAGCAAGAAGAAAGCAAAAGCGGGCCAUGUUCGCACCAGACAUGCGGAAUUUGUCCGUUUAUUCGAGGAGAUGCGUCAAAUCUCCAACCUAAUACUCUUUGACCUCUGCGCACCACCAGUUUUUUCUGGGUCAAGAAAACUGUCGGAUAUCACGUUCGUAUACGACUCCGACGUGGUUCUUAGCGGUCUCAUAGAGACCAGGCUUCCCAACCUAGACCACAUCGUUCUGCUCUCCGAGAAGAUGUUCGUGCAGACGCAAGAGCUCUGGUCAGAUCUUCAUGCAAUGAAGCAGUAUCAUGGGAAGAACAGUGUUCAUCAAGUCCCGGAAAUCGUUAACGUCAACGAGGAGGUGAGCUACCAGCUCCAGAGACGUACACAGGCAACACCUAGCGACCUUGGAGAUUUGGUCAAGAGUCUAAAACUGGAUACCCUAUUGUUAAGUCGUGUUACCAGGGUUACCACAUUGCAUUCUUCACUACCUCUACCAUCCUUGACUUUUUCUCCAGUAGGAAAAGGGUCAGGGAUGAUCUGAAGAAUGCAAUGUCGCAACCUCUAAUAUUGACCAAUCAGAUGCUCUGGAUGUCGGACUUGGAUAACACGAGUCUGGAGAGGGAGACUGGUGCUUCGGGACCUUCUCUUGUUUCUUUAGGGUCGGGAGGAGUACGGCAGUCUGCACUUGACGUUCCAGCUUCGGGGAACAGUGGAGGUGGAAAAGCUAGUCCUAUGGGCAACAUCAUAAAAUAAACUGUAAAUAGUUGAAGUACUUGUAACUAGAUUUCUGCCAGAUUGCUCUUCUUUUUAGAAGGGACAAUUAGGCUGAACUACCUCGUCAACGCUAUUUGACCACGUAGCUUAAGAGGACACAUGACAUGACAUUGGUAGCUAGGACAGAACAAUGUUCAUGCUUCUAAUCUUCCCCCAGCCCCCGCCCGCAUGGAGAACAACGACUACGGGGUUGAUCCGGCCUUCAGCUACUACCAUUCAGAUCACUACUCCUAUUCCGGUUACGAAGAUAACAUUUUCGUCUGGAGUCCUCCUGAAGCUGGCCGCUUGAACACAGAACAGUAUCUGGGCGAAGAGUACACGUGGUUAAGGUCAGCUUUUAGUGUCCAUUAUUCUCGGCAUCUUCUUGGUACCCUUUUGUUCCCCUGUAAGUAUUCUUCUCAUGAAUUAUAUUGCAAGGUACUAAGUAAAAGGGGUCAAGAUGUUGAGGGGGCCGAGAUGCAAUCUAGCAGACUCUAACGUGGGCACAGUGUAUCCUAAAUGCUGACCGUCGUAGUCUGUCGACUUCAUCAUCUUCAGCUUCUGGUGGAAAGCGACAGUUGGCAGAAGCUAAUCCGCCACAGGAGGGAACAGAAAAUGCACAGGCAUCGCCACAGCAGAAUCAAGUAUCAGUACACGCAAAUCACGGCUUAGCCUUCGUCUACGGUCGAGCGCCAGAGAUGCUUCGCUACUUACACGGUUUGGACUUCCUCCUCGAGAAAUGCGGGCAUCAUAUCUUCGCGGACGCUCUCGAUUUGGCUUUAUGGAUUAGAUUUCCUAGAUUUCACUGUAGUUCGAGAUCUGUGAAAGAACGUAUCGAACACAAAGAAGAUGGAGUCCAUCAUACAAGACAUACAAGAAGAUGGAGUCCAUUUCACUUUUUCAUACAAGACGAUUUCUAUACUCUUUCCCUGAAGAAGAUCUUUCUUUCUUCUAACUCAAAAGCACACGCGAGGUGGACCCAAAAAAGAGAGUGACAGCACUCUUGAUUCUACUGCGGUGCAUGGAGGUACGGUAUUGAACGCGAUAGCAACACGACUGUUGCAGUAUUUUUCGUACCAUCCUGUGCCUGGUGCUGAGCUGAUAUGGCACCAAGGAGUUGGUCACAAGCUGGGAUUCGGCUGGAAUGCCAAGCAAGUCCGGACGAUGGACACAGCGCCGCUAUACCUGCAGUACUACUCCUAGUGGACUAAGACGCACGUUCUUGUCGAUUUGACUGUUGAGGAAAAGAAAGAUGUGCUGAGAUACAAGAAUGCUCUCGUAUGCGAUUGAGAAGAACUUUCCACUCAAAAAAAUGCGCAGGUUCCCCUUUCUGUACAAAGGCGUGAGGCAUUUUCCACAGUAUCUAAAGCCAAACUGGCAAGUGGGACCUUGCACAGAGUGGGUGGAAACGAAAGGUAAAGACGUGGCUGGACACGACGUACCAAAUGGAGCUUUCUCGAAACCGGAUUUGGCACUUAGGAAUGAGAAUUUCAUGAUGAGUGCAGGACUCACUGCGUCUGUCGACUAGAUUUUUGACAGUUGUGAAUUUUACAAGACUAGAAGAACUUCACCAAAGAUUGAACACUCACUUUCACGCCUCCACUAUUGACCGCUUCUAAGAACAAUUGCAAAGACGCCUGCAACACGGAGCACACAUGCGAUACAGUUGCUUAUUUGGCUGCAAGCAGAAUGUGCUACCUGAAAUCAGAGGCGCGACAGGCACCGACGGUGGAGAAAUCGGGCAUUUUCUUGGCGCAAUGCAAACACGAAAGAUACUAAAGAUCGAGACAGAGGUUCUGUAUCAAUGAAUUAUAAUCAUUUGCAUUUUUUGAACAUGACAGGUGUCUUCGUACUGCGAAGAGGGUCUUCGUACUAAGCAUUGGAGUCUGGAGGGGUCAGUGGCUAGAGUUAAUACACUUCCUAUGAUUUUUGAACAUAGGGUCUUUCAUUCCACUCAAGUUCUUGAGAUACUUAACAAGCUGCAGCUGCCACCUUAAGCGAAAUGGCAUUCAAGACGGGUUCAUGGAAAACAGGGAGAGAACAAAGGACAUCGCAAAUUCUCAAAGUCUGGGUCUUUCUUUGCUUGAUCAGCAAGUCCAAGUGAGAGCAUUUUUGUUAGCCUCCAACUAUCAACAAGUAUCUGAUGGAAACGAAGCAACAUUUUUGAACAAUCCAGGAGACAACUACAUUGAACCUGGAUUAUUGUUCUCGGAAAGGGAGCAUC
Messenger RNA from Amoebophrya sp. A25, 4787 nucleotides. The record is from the annotation of a GenBank genome assembly. Lineage: Eukaryota; Dinophyceae; Syndiniales; Amoebophryaceae.